This is a messenger RNA of Aspergillus mulundensis, 570 nucleotides long. RefSeq lists its product as uncharacterized. The transcript is spliced from 4 exons. Bases 1 to 570 code for a protein of 189 amino acids. The record is from RefSeq and is a predicted model, not a curated record. Lineage: Eukaryota; Fungi; Ascomycota; Eurotiomycetes; Eurotiales; Aspergillaceae.
AUGGCUCAGGCGAGAGCAAAGACUAACAAGCCUGAAGCAGCCAAAUGGGAACCGGUUCAGACGGUGGAGGGCUACGUCAACGCCGUUAGACAUCUCUGUAGGGGGCCGUACCACAAGUCGAUUGGGAAAAGAGCGUGGGAUGACCCACAGAUUCUGUGGCUCAUACCUGACAGCUGGUACUCAGAAGCGCGCUGCGCCGGCAUUGAGAAGAUAUGCCGUGACGCAUGCAGAGCAAAGGGCUCCUCCAUGAUUUGGAUCCGAUGGGGUGACCAUAGUACCACGUUACGCGCCAUCAAAUGCACCGACACAGGGAAGAUAGAAAAGGUCGCAGAGCCGGAUGAUCCCCAUAUCACCGUGUACAUGGGCCACAGCGAGAAAUUCGAUUACGAAUGCCACUUGUAUCUGGUAUAUGAUCCAGAGAACCCCGAGGUGCCGCUCCGGCUGGCGCAAAGCCCACGAACGCAACUACGACUUCGACGGCACCAACACUCCCAAGCAGAUUACAUACCUGGACCGGAGAAGACUUCGCAACAAGGCCCUCGCCCAGCGUCUCCUCCCGCGCAACCUUGA